This is a messenger RNA of Microplitis mediator, 1178 nucleotides long. RefSeq names its product S-formylglutathione hydrolase. NCBI's taxonomy places the organism in Eukaryota, Metazoa, Arthropoda, Insecta, Hymenoptera, Braconidae. The transcript is spliced from 5 exons. Bases 256 to 1110 code for a protein of 284 amino acids. The record is from RefSeq and is a predicted model, not a curated record. Gene Ontology annotation, biological process: formaldehyde catabolic process. Gene Ontology annotation, cellular component: cytosol. Gene Ontology annotation, molecular function: S-formylglutathione hydrolase activity.
AUUUAAAAAUUGUCAACAGUUAAAUAAGUUUAGUUUAGUAAUAAUGCUGAACGUGGACACUUAAAGCUGUGAGCUAGGUGAUAAGAAUACAAGCAUUUAUAUAGAAGCUGACUAGACUAAGAGAGGGUAAAAAUAAACACAGUCAAGCCGUUUGUGUUCAAGUGGAUAAAUUUAUCUUCGAAGGCUUUCAUAAAAAAUUAUUCCAAGUAUUUGGAUAUCGUUUUGAGAAACGGGGCAAGAUUUAAUUCAUCAAUCAUGAUGCCGGAUAUUGUGGAAGUGUCGAACAAUAAAUGUUUUGGAGGAUGGCAGAAAGUUUUUUCUCAUCAGAGUGUCGAGUUGAAAUGUAAAAUGAAUUUCGGAGUUUACUUACCGCCACAAGCUGAGACAGAACCAGUGCCAGUAAUUUAUUGGCUGUCAGGGUUAACUUGCACUGAAGCUAAUUUCAUUCAGAAAGCUGGAGCGCAACGAUAUGCAUCAGAACACGGUGUGAUUCUCGUUAUUCCUGAUACAAGUCCGCGGGGCGAGUGUAUUCCCGAUGACCCGGAGUAUGAUUUUGGUAUGGGAGCUGGGUUUUACGUCGAUGCGACUCAAGACCCAUGGAAAAAUCACUUCAGAAUGUACAGUUACAUUACUAAGGAAUUACCCACUCUUAUCAAUAACAAAUUCCCGGUAAUUCCUGGUCAGCAAUCAAUUAUGGGCCACAGUAUGGGAGGGCAUGGAGCUUUGAUUUGUGCUUUAAAAAAUCCAGGACUGUAUAAAACAGUAUCAGCAUUUGCGCCCAUCAGCAACCCCGUCGAGUGCGACUGGGGAAUAAAAGCAUUCUCUGGAUAUCUAGGAAAUAAAGAUGAAAAUAUUGAGCUCUGGAAAGAGUACGAUGCUACGCACUUGUCAAAAAAAUAUUCUGGGCCGCCUUUAGAUAUUCUAGUUGAUCAGGGAAAAGAAGAUAAUUUUCUUAAACAAUUAAUGCCAGAAAAUUUAGUCGCAGCUGCUGCAAAUGAUAAUUUGAUGCUCACACUAAGACACCAAGAAGGAUAUGAUCACAGUUAUUUUUUUAUCUCAACAUUCAUUGAAGAUCACAUUAAGCAUCACGUUAAAUAUCUUAAGAAUUAAUGUAACACUUAAAAAUACUCAUUUUUAUAUUUUUUAUUCUUAAUAAAAAAAAUAAUUAUAAAAACCAA